AGAGGCACUCACUUAACAUUUAAUUAAUGAAAAGCCAUCAUAAUAUGCUCAACGUUUUAUAUUGUACUGUGUAUUAAAUACAUAACAAUAAAUAUACACAACAAAUUGACGCACUCUAUUGUUGUCUAACAAACGACGUUUAUUGUUGUACUAAUGUUAUAUGGGGACAAGUAAUUCCAUCAAUUUGAAUAACUUUCGGUCACUUGGGAAAUUAGACUAAGCACACGAUGACUUUUUUCCAGUUUAGUUUGAAAAUUGGCUUUGCCAUGCGCGUUUCUUUGGGUCGUCUUUGGGGCUCCCGGCUGUUGUUGGUGUUGAUGCUCUGCCUAAAUAGCUGGAUGUCAGUGGGUUCCAUCAAUUGCCAGCCUUGUAAAUUGCUAGAGGCGCGCAAAGCACAUGCAAAUGAAACGCCGAACAAUUUCAAUGAUACGGCUGCUAUAGCAAAACAUUGAAAACAACAACGAACAACGAAAAAAUAUACGAAUAAUUUGAGAGCGAGGUGUGCGGGGC
Molecule: messenger RNA, 510 nt
Organism: Drosophila nasuta
Lineage: Eukaryota; Metazoa; Arthropoda; Insecta; Diptera; Drosophilidae
Exons: 1
Coding region: 228-452 (74 amino acids)
Source: RefSeq, a predicted model, not a curated record